AUGAAUGGAAAAUACUCAAAUGUAAUAACUGUUGGUGAUUUUAAUUACACAAAUAUUAUUUGGAGUGAAGACGGAACUAUCGAGCUAAAGCAAAACUGCCAAACAAGUAGAGCAUUUAUUAAUAACUUGCAAAACAAUUAUUUACAUCAAGUAGUUAACAAGCCAACUUUUCAAAUGGCUGUUGAUAAACCAGCAAAUAUAUUAGAUUUAAUAAUAUGUGACGAUCUAGAUUUAAUAAUUAACAUUGAAUAUGAUGCUCCACUUGGUCAAAUUACUAAAAGCCAUUACAUAUUAAAAUGGGAAAUUAACAUACUCAAUUCAUAUGAGAAAAAAUUCAACAAUAAGAGAUUUAAUUUUCGAAACGGAAAGUACAAAGAAAUGAAUCUCAUGUUUUAUAAAGUAAAUUGGGUUAAAAUCUUUGACAAAAUGAAUACAAAUCAAUGUUAUGAAUACUUUUUAAAAAUUUAUGAAAAAGCUUGCAAACAAUAUAUUCUUCGCCACUUCAAACCCACUAGUUCUAUCCAAAAUCCAUGCAUUAAUAAAAAAAUCAAGAAUCUAGUUAGAAAAAAACGUAGUUUAUGGUGCAGAGUUCAUGCUACAAACUUCAAGAACACAAACUUAAAUAAUGAAUACAAACUUAUCAACAAAACAAUUAAAAAACAAAUUAAAAAAUCUACUUUUGAUUAUGAAAUAAACUUAGCAAAAGAUGUAAAACAUAAUCCAAAACGCUUCUAUGCAUAUGCACAAAGAAAAAACCAGACACAUACAAAAUUGUUAGCACUUAAAACUAGUGACAACAAAAUAAUAACUGAUAAAAAAGUAAUUGCUAAUCUACUAAAUUGUAGUUUCCAAUCAGUAUUUGUCAAAGAAAAUCAAGAUUUACCAUAUUUCAGCAAUAAAACUAGUCAUUUAUUUGAAUGUGACUGGGACCAAGAACUAAAAGAAGAUAUUAUAUUUAAUUAUUUAUUAGAACUUAAUGAAAACAAGUCACUUGGUUGUGAUAACAUCAGUCCCUAUGUGCUAAAGCAUUGUGCAGAAGGAUUAUCCAAACCUUUGUGUUUAAUAUUCAAGAAAUCGAUACAUUCAGGAGAGCUGCCAGAAUUAUGA
Molecule: messenger RNA, 1107 nt
Organism: Hydra vulgaris (swiftwater hydra)
Lineage: Eukaryota; Metazoa; Cnidaria; Hydrozoa; Anthoathecata; Hydridae
Biological process (GO): larval heart development; cell adhesion involved in heart morphogenesis
Cellular component (GO): extracellular matrix
Source: RefSeq, a predicted model, not a curated record